Molecule: messenger RNA, 1220 nt
Organism: Dissoconium aciculare CBS 342.82
Lineage: Eukaryota; Fungi; Ascomycota; Dothideomycetes; Mycosphaerellales; Dissoconiaceae
Exons: 1
Coding region: 189-1070 (293 amino acids)
Molecular function (GO): cycloeucalenol cycloisomerase activity
Source: RefSeq, a predicted model, not a curated record
CGAAAUAGUCAAGAGCGAUAAGAGAACGGACGAACAAACUCACGGGCACGGCAAUGAUUAUCCUGAAUCUCCGCUUCACGAGCUGAAGGCGCAUGGUUCCAUCUCCACCGAACAUUUCCGGAGCCAUUGGAUUUGCAUAAACUUGAAAUAUCAUUUCGCGCUUCGAAGACACGCAACACGACAGCAAGAUGGCGGCGAGCAAGAAUGAAAGCGCCUCUAAACAGGAGAAGUUCCCUACGCAAUCCUCAAAUGUUAAACAAGAAGUCCAAUCCCAUGCACCACCCACACUCUUCUCCAGCAACCCCGACAAAGCCUGGGUCGAGAAGUUCUUCCUGGCCUACACGCCAAUAUGGAUGGCAUCAAUGGCGUACAUGAUGUUCAGCGGCGCGGUAUCAACCUGGGACGAUAAAGCGAUGUUCAUCCACGGCGUCGUGACCGGGACACCCGUUUUCAUCAUCCCGAUGUUGAUCGCACCGAGAUACACGAAUCGCCCAUGGCACGAAAGCUACUGGUGCAAAGCAAAUCUGUAUCUCGCGAUCUUCGGCUUCUUCGGGAACUACUUCGGCACGGAAUAUUUCUUCGAUAUGCUGGGUAUGACAUAUCGAUUCCCGCUCGUCACUACGACGUUGGAUUCCGCAUUGCUCGGCAAAGGCGUGCAGACGGUCCCUGUGAUUAUGUAUUUCUACACGCAUGUCUAUUUCAUGACAUAUCACGUCACGGCGAACAUCGCCCUACGACAGAUCAUGCGUCUGCGACUUCCCGGGAAGUGGAUUGUUUUCGGCAUCGCGACGUUUGUGAUUGGGUAUGUCUGGUCGUGGAUGGAGACGAAGGCCAUGGCGAAUCCGCUCAUGGAGACGCAAUUUUAUUAUGAGAAGAUGGAUGUCAUGUUGCGGUUUGGAUCGGCGAUUUAUGCGACGUAUUUCGUUGCGAGCUUUCCCAUAUGGUAUUUUAUUGACGAGGAGAUGGAGAGUGAUUGGGGAUUGUGGCAGACGGCCUCAGCGGCGAUGAGUGCGAGUAUGAUUACGAUAUAUUUGUUGGAUUUCUCGGCACAAGUGAUCGGUUCACUUUGAAAGGGCUAAUUCAUUGGUGAAACCUUUUGCCGUAAUUGUACUGUACAUUCAAAUUAGGUGUUUAGAGCCUGCGCCAGAUGAAACAGAUAUCCAGAAGAGCGAGAUGUUGAUAUAUCGACUUGCUGGUACUGUAACAAUAACACAUUUCUA